AUGAACGGCCUCUCUGACUCUCAGGACCUCCUCUGGGACACUGAUGCUCGUGAAGAUGCCUCCUCCACCACCUCUCUCACCGAGACGUUGCCACACGACGACCACGUAAAGCCUGAUGCGACCCUGAGCCUAUUCGAAUCCAUCAUCACGACAUAUCCGCCCAUCUUUGAAUCACUCCUUUCCCAGAUACCCACCGCCUCGCUUCUCGAUCUUUAUCACACUUCUAAAUAUCUUCGCGACUUCUUAAAAGAAUAUCCCCUCGCAUGGAGGACGUUAUCAUUUCGGCUUCCGCAGCCUGCGGUGGUGGUCGGCGUCGGAACACCAGGCAAUGAGACACCGGAUAACAGAGAGAGACAAUCGAAAGCGUACUCCUUCGAUGCACUACUGAAACAGGUCAUACAACCAUAUGGGUCGCGUUUAACCAGUUUAGACGUCUGCAACACUGCGGUGACCGGCCUUGCGCUUUCCCAGGUGCUCCAGGCGCGAAUCGGAACGCUUCAACACCUUUCCGUGCGCGGCUGCAAGAACGUAUCCAUCAAAUAUCACAUAGUACCCUUCCUCGAGCCUUACAUAUGGAAGAACCCGGCUUGGAACCCGAAGGAUCUGGCAUUAAAGAGCCUCUACACAUAUCGGUGUCGACACCAUCGCCGUCGACCAUACCUACCCUCCUCUCUCUUGCGACGAGAUUCCGACUCCGACCCUACGCAUCAACUGAUCUGUAUAUGCCACGAUCUUGGCAUCUGGACCGACACAGCAUGGUGCCCAACUCCCGGUGGAAGAUGUUUCAGGAGGAAGGAUUACCAUGCUGGCCGAGCGGGACCGCAAAAUAUGGCUGUCUGGGUCCCCUUCGAUCGACUGUGGCGAUCAAGCAACCGAAUCGGGCCUAUGGAUGGUGGCGGGAAGAAGAUAGGAGCAACGGACGGGAGACUGUGGGAGAUAUCCGAAACUGGUCAGGAUGGCGAGCCGUUGGGACCUGGAGAUGGCCACUCUAGAGGAGAAGGAAAGCAUGUGCCCACGCAUCUCCGAAAGAGCCACAGGAUAUUCAUUGAAGACGUCAAAUGUGCACAGUGUAACGAUGUCAUCACCGAGCGCUGCGAGUCCUGCAGCGUCAGAAUGCACUGCAUGGGAUGCCGCAAGACUCUUUGCGCAAGUUGUGCAUUCAAUCGGCCAAUCCCCAGGAAACGAGUCAAGACAAGACAUUUCGCGAAUCUCGCUUUUGGACCCGGCGCCAGUCUUGGAGGUCACCUAGGUCAAGCGACAGCAUCGACAUCGUCCCUCGACAGCCAAAGCCAGACCACACAAUCUCAACAAUCCACCGAUCAGUUCUGGUGGGCCCCAGGAGCAACGCGCUCGCCCAAUCUGAUGAACGAGAAUGUCCAAGAUGACGAUUCAUCCGAGUCAGAAGACGGAGGAAACCUUCACGGUCCCAUCAACCCCCUACUGAAUCGCGAUCCUCCCAAAUUGAACAUGCACUGGUGCUGCCUGGAACCCAUCUUCUCUGGCGGCGGAGGGAUAGCUGUUCUGGGAACUGGAUUAGGCGGACGCGGCGCAGAUAAAAUCCGAGCCGCCCCUCUCCCUCGCACGAAAGACUUUGAGGACCCAGAUUUCUCUAAUCAUCUUCGACCAGUCGACUAUGUACGAGAAUUGAAGAACAAUGGCUUGUAUGAAUAUGUACUUGGCGAGGACGUGGAUAUCUUAUCCUACCUGAAACAAGAUAGCUUGGACUUACAAGCUGAGACAUGCCCACGAGGACUUUGUCAAGAUUGUUACCGAAGUUUCCGAUGGAAAGUGUCUUGCCGGCAUUGCAAGACAUCUUUGUGCAAGGAGCACGACUUCAGAGGAUUGAAGUUUCGUAAGUGCGGUUAUAGAGACAUGCACACUGAGCGUGAGUAUGCUCGAACCCACAACGAGACGCCUCAGCUGGUCAUUCCUGAAUUCAACACAAGGAAGGCUCUCCAAGGGGAUCCAGAGCAAACGCCUACCACCCUUACGACCUCACAAUCUACGUUGGAACCGUCAACCACUGGCCCAGCCACGCCCGACGGUGGCCCUAUGUCUCAGUCGCAGGUUCUAGCUAAUCUGAUGCAAUCAACUGCCGUCGAUAUGUCUGCUUCGACGUCACAGAGCUCGCACCUGUCGAACUCCGACCCAUUCGCGCAAUCGGCACUUCCAUAUUUACCCAUCAGCUCAUCAAGACCUCGCUCGUUCAGUGCUUCAGGAGUCCGGAGUCGCAAUUCGGGAUCCUGGACGCAUGGCCUUCGCGGUCAAGUCAGUACUAUUUCCAAUCCGUUGCCGCUACCCUGUAAUCCACGCCAUCCCGUGCAAUGGGAGGGCUGUGGAGCUUACUUCUGCCAAAGUGCUCGUCCCGUCGGAGACCACAGAACACAGUGCCCAGCUCAUUUGAAGGAGUGCACGGAAUGUGCUGUUCUUGUUUGCGAUGCCUGCACAAUGAACAAUCCAUCGUGCACGUGCACUUUCUGUACAAUCAACUAUCACUGUCCAUACUGCGCUCGUAAGAAAGAAGUUAGGGCACAGUGUCGGUUCGAGGAAGAGCAGAGAGAAAAAGAAGCCGAGCAACUCCGAGUGAAAGAGCGUAUGGAGAAAGAGAAACAAGAUCGAGGAAAAGCCGAUUAUGUCGCUGGCGCAGCGUUCGAGUUUUGGGAACUGAUGGGCCUACCAAACGAGGGGCUAGUGGAGCAAGGGGAACGAACAGAUGCGGUGGAUCUACCAGCUCCAAGCCCAGACAGCAUCACGGUGACUACGGAGUUUGGUGUCCACGAAGAGCCGAACAACUUCACUGUCAUCUCAGCUGGACUGCCAUCACCCUCAGCAACUUCUACCGAACAAGAGAGCAUGGAAGAGACCACUGAUGCAGAACUCGAAGAUGGCCCCUCCGCGCAAUGGGGCACUGCACCCAGCGAUCUCGGCGCCGCUCUUCUCAUAUUAUCGGACGUCGUGACCGCCUUCGAAGAAGCAACUGGGGCCGGCAAUGCAGGAGACGCCGAGGGCGACGAUGCCAGUUCCGAGGAGGACAACGACGAUGACGCAGAGAGCUCCGUCAUCGACGAGUUCAUCGAAGACGAGAUCAUCGACGACGGAGCGCUGACCCCAACCACCACCACGGGUCACACUUCAUGA
Molecule: messenger RNA, 3138 nt
Organism: Aaosphaeria arxii CBS 175.79
Lineage: Eukaryota; Fungi; Ascomycota; Dothideomycetes; Pleosporales
Exons: 2
Coding region: 1-3138 (1045 amino acids)
Source: RefSeq, a predicted model, not a curated record